AUGGCUCGCUUUCUCGGUACCAUUGCAGGACUCUCGCUGUCUUCUGCGGCGUUGGCUGCCUCGUUUUCUUCUCCUUUACUCGCCCGUCAAAAUACUGCGAGUCCGUGUGCGCAGGUUGCGGCUUUGGUGGCUGCUCAGCCAAAGGAUGGUACCGAUCCAACGGUACCUGCCCAACUGGCAAUGGAAUGCCUUGUUUCAGUGCCUUUCCACCAGGGUCCUGCUUUGAAACUGAUUGAAAGCACACGUAUUUACUUGCAGUGGCAAUCCACGACUGCAUGGCUCAAGGAUCCACCAAAGGAGUACGCUGAGAAGGUACGAGGACCGUUUGAUCUUUGGGGUCAAUGGGAAAACAUCAGGAACAAAGUCCGUGCAGGAAGCUACAAGAAUGAAUACGAGUUUGGCCUUGACGUGUAUGAACUGUUCCACGCCCCGCACGAUAGCCAUCUUCUCUAUGUGCCCGAUAGUUUCGGGUCUGCAUUUCUGUUCGGGAGACCCAUGUCGCUCGUCUCCGUCUCUUCAGAUGGUCAAGAGAUGCCCAAGCCUUAUGUGCAGCAAGAUAUCGUAGACGAGAGCCUCGGUGACAUCUCCUGGACGCCAUCCCCAAUCUCCAAGAUCAAUGGCCAGGAUGCGAUAGCAUACCUGGAGGACUGGGCAGAGCACGGUCGAUAUCAUGAUCGGGACGCACUGUACAACGAGUUGUUCUACGGAUUGCCUGCCCUCUCUCUGGCCCCUGGGACCUUUCCAAUUGGUAAUUUUGCUGGAGACGGACGAUCGAGAUGGCACUACCCCGGUCCGACUACUGACUUUUUGUUUGAAAACGGUACCACUCGUUCCUACGAGAACAUGGCGACUGUCCAACUUCCCCACUUCAACAACGUCACGGAUGGCGAGAGCCUCUACCAAGUCUGGUACACGGGCAACCCGCCCCUGCCACAACCAUGGCCACCGAUACCGACACCUACGAACCAGAGCGCUUCUGCCGAGACACCACUCCCAGCCCCGGGAUACCCACCUCCCGUCGUCCGUCAAGUUGACAAUUUGAUCAGAGGCUACUACCUCGACAAGGAAACAUCUGACGUUGCCGUUCUCGCCAUCCCCGACUUUGUUUCCUACGGCGGCCACCAGUCCUUCCAGGACACGGCCGUAGAGUUCCUCAGGCGUGCCAAGCAGGAUGGCAAGAAGAAGCUCAUCAUCGACCUGCAGCAUAACAGUGGAGGUACCAUCUUGCUAGCCUACGACAUGUACAAGCUCCUCUUCCCCACCCUAAUCGACCACGCGGCCGCCGAUCGCGCCCGCGCCUUUGAAGACCUCUACAUUGCCGGCACAGAAUGGUCUCGCUUCUCCAAAGCCUUUACCCGCACAAACCUGUCGUACGAGGAAGACCCAGCGCUAUACGGCCAAUUGCAAAUCGUCUCAAACUGGCUCAACUACGAAUCCAACCUCGACGUAAACUCCAAACCCUUCCCUAGCUGGGACGCCUUCUUCGGCCCCGUCCAGGCAAAAGGCGACAACUUCACCAAUCUCUUCCGCUGGAACCUCGGCGACGUGAUGACGCGUUUCAACGGUUAUGUUGAUAUCCACGGCUACGGCCCCUUGGCAAGUUACAACACCACCCCCUUUGACGCCGCCGACAUCGUCGUCGUCACAGACGGCAUCUGCGCCUCCACCUGCGCCGUCUUCGCCGAACUCAUGCGCCAGCGCGCAGGCGUGCAAUUCGUCGCCCUCGGCGGCCGUCCCCGCCCCGGUCUCACCCAGCACAUUGGCGGCACAAGGGGCACGCAGGGAGUAAGUCUCCCCGGGGUCCGGAGCAUCGCAAACGACACAAUCACGUUUACCAACUCGUCGCUCGCCGAGUCCCAGGAGCUCAAUAAGACGGUGCUGGGACAGUACUGGGAGCAGACGUUCUUUGAUCGCGCCGCCUUGUUCAGCGCGGGGGGUAUCAACUUUCGCGAUGCCAUUCGCGAUGGCGAUGAGACGCAGACGCCGCUGCAGUUUGUCUAUGAGACGGCGGAUUGUAGGAUUUUGUAUACAAAGCCCAUGAUGGUGGACAUGACGGCGCUGUGGAAGAGGGUUGCGGAGACGGCGUGGGGGGGCAAGAACCAUUGUGUUGCCGGUAGUUUGGGCGCUGGAAAUAGUCAUGCUGGUGCGGGUGCGAAUAGGCUGAGGAAGCGGGAGUUGACGAGCGAGGAACAGGCGUUCAGUGAGCAGAUGGCGCAGUGGAGGCGCGGGUUGAAAGUCGAAGAUUAUCCUUCGACGUCUGAAAAUGGUCCAAGGAAGUUCAAAUCUCGUGCCAACGGUGGCGCUUUGGCGUUGAACUAG
Plenodomus lingam JN3 is the source of this 2319-nucleotide messenger RNA. RefSeq lists its product as uncharacterized. Gene Ontology annotation, molecular function: serine-type peptidase activity. The record is from RefSeq and is a predicted model, not a curated record. Gene Ontology annotation, biological process: proteolysis. Lineage: Eukaryota; Fungi; Ascomycota; Dothideomycetes; Pleosporales; Leptosphaeriaceae.